AUGGACUUCUGCAUCAACCUUAAGGUGAAUUUCAGAGGAAAUUCUAAAAAUUUCCUCCUAUCGGGAUCCGAGACCAAGAGCUGGGACUCGAUGGAGGCCAUGGUAAAGCGAUCCUUUGGCUUAUGCAGCCUUCAGCUGACCUAUUUUGAUGAAGAGAAUGAGGAGGUUUCCAUCAACAGCCAAGGAGAGUACGAAGAGGCACUCAAGAGUGCAGCAAGGCAAGGCAAUCGACUGCACAUGAAUGUGUAUGAGACCCGUGGCCAACCAGCGAGGAUCUCCACUGGUAAGGGAGGAGGUGCAGAGCCAAAGCGGGGUUUCAGACCCCCUCAGCACUGUCCUGCUCUUGCCCAGGCUGUCAGUCGAAAGGUUCAGGCACUGGUUCCAGAACAAGGCAUGGUGAUCAUGAAAGAAGUGAAAGGGACCAAAGAAGAAGACAAGACUCCUCCAGCUUGGUUCACCUCAUACAUGGAGAAAUUCAAAGACCAGGUGGUCCGCGAGGCAGUGGAGAAAAUUUGCAGGGAGUUCUCUGGACAGUGUUGCAUUCACAAGCCCUUGAGUGGAAUAGGGGGAGGUAGAGGAGAUGCAAUAGCUGGGGCAGCAGUGGUACCCGAGGUUUCUUCCUUUACCCUGCCAGGAGCGCCGUCUUCUUCCACUCUUCCCUGCUCUUCCUGCAGGGGACAGACAACAGGUGGAGGCUACCAAUGCAGUGUGUGUACAUCUUGUACUCUAUGCGAGCCCUGCAGUUUUUCUCAUGAUCCGAGUCACAAUUUGGUGAGGGCUCGAACUCCACUCUCUAUACCAGAACAUGGAUCGCCCGCCCCAGACCACAGCAGGUUCUAUAGACGAGGUGACCGUAGCUUCCGAAAGGCAGAGAAGCAGCGACUUAAAGCAGAAAAGCGACUGUUGAAAGCCGAAGUAAAAGAGAUCCGUAAACAGUUAAGGAUGGAGAGGCGUGGCAUACAGUGGAGCUCUUCCCAGAGAGAUGGAAGUUCUUCGCCUGUGCUCCUUCAGCCUCGAGCCACCCAGCACAACAGUCCUGAGCGACCGAAGCGUCCCUGUCCCCUGGUGGUUCCAACCAUGACAGCGACAUUUCUGGAUGAGAACCUUCCAGAUGGGACCCGUCUGCGUCCUGGGACCAAGUUCAUCAAAUACUGGAAGAUGAGGAACACAGGAACAAUGAGUUGGAGCUCUGAUACAAAGCUGAAGUUUAUGUGGGGAAACCUGGCAGUUGGAUCAGGGGAUCGUUGGAGAGAAGUUUCUGUUCCUUUCCUCCAGCCUGGACAAGUUGGUAUUGUGAGUGUAGCAUUAAGUGCUCCCUCUGUGGAGGGUUCUUACACCUCCCACUGGCGCCUUGCCCAUUCUGGAGAGCAAUUUGGACCCAGAGUUUGGUGCAGCAUUGUGGUUGACCCUCAGGCCCCUGCCCCGAUGAUGGCCGAUGGGAUACUUGUGUCACCGUGUGUCACACCCCAGGGUAAAAAUCCAGUGCCUAAGGAUGGAAAAGUAUCCACAGCCUCGCGAAAACAGCCUUCACUUUCAGUAGACAGUGGAGAAGAAUACUACAUCCCCUCCGUGGACCUUCUCACUGCACAGGAUCUUCUAUCUUUUGAGUUGCUGGACAUCAACAUUGUCCAAGAGUUGGAAAGUGUUCCGAAUAACACCCCAGCUGACAUGACUCCCUGCAUCUCUCCUCUUCCUCAAGAUGGCCACAUGCAGGACAAAGGCAGCCCUUCUUUGGGGCUGAUACAAGAGGAGUCUGAAGUCAUCAAUAGCAUAAUGGAUGUAUCUCAUGAGGUGGGAUCUCUUGCUGAAGAAAAUGCAAUACCAGCACAAGAGGAAGGGGAGGGGGACAUCAGUGGCACACAGUUUGUUUGUGAGACUGUGAUUUGCUCAAUGACCUUGGAGGAGGCCCGUGACCACACCCCUGUGAGAGGGUCCUGCUCUGGAGCAGUGGUACGACCACCUGUUCCGCCUGGUACCUGUGUAAAAAAUGAAGAGCUGAAAACUGAGGAAAUUUUGGACAGUACUAAGAACCACUUGAAACCUCCAGCUUUACUGAAGUCCUCCUUACCAUCCCCUCUGAAAGCCUCCCUACCUGCUCCUUUGUCCGUGGUGCCAACCCAGGCGGCUGGUCCCUGUUCAGUACCAAUAACUGUUAACAUUCCACUGAUGUCCUCCACACUGCAGGAGUCCAACACCACAGGAGAUGGUGAGGUUGCAUCCACUGAGGGUGCCGGUGUGCAGUCCAAAACAAAGGAAAGCGAGAAAGAAUCAGAGGUGAAAGAGGGAUUAAAGAAGAAAGGCAAGACGAGAAGUCGCUCAUCCUCCACCUCCUCGGAGGAAUACAUCAUCAUCCUUCCUGACUGUUUUGACACUAGCCGGCCAUUGGGGGAGUCUAUGUACAGCUCUGCUCUGUCUCAACCUGGGGACAUCUCAGCUAGCAGCACUGCAGAUCCUGAAAUCCUGAGCUGUGAGAACCCUGGCGGUACAUUCCAGGAAGAGGGCAAGGCACAUGACAUCCCAGCCACUGUAGGCGCAGACACGUUAGGCAACAGCAGUGCCAACGACAUGCUCUGCACGUCUCAGACAUUAGAUGACGAGCCAUUGACCCCUGAAGUGGUGGCACCACCUACAACUGUCCUUACACCAAGUCCGGAGGGUAUUAGAGAAGCGGCAGGAGACAAUGGUGCAGUUGACGAGGAAACUGAAGACGCCAAACUGUAUCAAACGGUGGAUGGUGCUGAAGGAAAAGAAUCAGAAGCCAUUGUGAAUACUGAGGGAGACCCUGAAGAUCCCAGGCAUACAGGUGUCACCAGUGACUUGGUUAAAGGAGCUCUGUCAGUAGCUGCUUCUGCAUACAAAGCUUUGUUUACUGGACAAGGCCCAACACAGCCUCCAGCAGAUGAAUCCACACAAGAGACCAUGAUUGCCGUACUUGUAGAGAUGGGUUUCGGGGACAGACCACUCAACCAGCGAUUGCUUAAGAAACAUAACUACAACCUGCUAGAUGUCGUCAAUGAACUUGUUCAGCUGACCGACAAUGACUGGUACUCUACACGGUACUGA
Molecule: messenger RNA, 3063 nt
Organism: Nerophis lumbriciformis (worm pipefish)
Lineage: Eukaryota; Metazoa; Chordata; Actinopteri; Syngnathiformes; Syngnathidae
Source: RefSeq, a predicted model, not a curated record